GGCCGCUCCCCCGGGGGGGGGGGGGGAGAAAGAAGAACGAGCGCAGUGCGAGGCCUCUGAGCAAGCAAGCACCGGCAGCAUCCGCAAUCUGCGCAAGUUGGAGACUCCGCCGGAACGGACCCCGGCACCCGACCAGACCCCAAGCCCAGCCUGCGCCUGGGGAGCAGAGCCGGGCCCGCUCGGGCCGCGCGCCGUCCUGGCCAUGAUGGCCAGCUACCCCGAGCCCGAGGACGCCACCGGGACCCUGCUGGCCCCGGACAGCGGCCGCGCACUCAAGGAGCCCGAGGCGCCACCUCCGAGCCCGGGCAAGGGCGGCGGGACCGCGCCUGAGAAACCCGACCCCGCGCAGAAGCCCCCUUACUCGUACGUGGCGCUCAUAGCCAUGGCGAUCCGCGAGAGCGCGGAGAAGAGGCUCACGCUGUCUGGCAUCUACCAGUACAUCAUCGCCAAGUUCCCGUUCUACGAGAAGAACAAGAAGGGCUGGCAGAACAGCAUCCGCCACAACCUCAGCCUCAACGAAUGCUUCAUCAAGGUGCCGCGCGAGGGCGGCGGCGAGCGCAAGGGCAACUACUGGACGCUGGACCCGGCCUGCGAGGACAUGUUCGAGAAGGGCAACUACAGGCGGCGGCGCCGCAUGAAGCGGCCCUUCCGGCCGCCGCCAGCGCACUUCCAGCCCGGCAAGGGGCUCUUCGGAACUGCGGGCACCGCGGGCGGCUGCGGCGUGGCGGGCGCGGGGGCCGACGGCUACGGCUACCUGGCGCCCCCCAAGUACCUGCAGUCGGGGUUCCUCAACAACUCCUGGCCGCUCCCGCAGCCGCCCUCUCCCAUGCCCUACGCCUCUUGCCAGAUGGCGGCGGCCGCCGCGGCUGCUGCUGCGGCAGCUGCGGCCGCCAGUCCGGGCAACCCCGGUGCGGCCGCCGUUGUCAAAGGGUUGGCGAGCCCCGCCGCCUCCUAUGGGCCGUACUCCCGCGUGCAGAGCAUGGCGCUGCCGCCGGCCGUGGUGAACUCCUACAACGGCCUGGGAGGCCCUCCGGCCGCGCCCCCGCCGCCGCCGCACCCACACCCGCAUCCUCACGCACACCAUCUGCACGCGGCCGCCGCACCCCCCCCCCCCCCGCCACACCACGGGGCUGCCGCUCCACCCCCGGGCCAGCUCAGCCCCGCCAGCCCGGCCACCGCCGCGCCCCCGGCACCAGCGCCCACCGGCGCGCCCGGCCUGCAGUUCGCCUGCGCCCGGCAACCCGAGCUCGCCAUGAUGCAUUGCUCCUACUGGGACCACGACAGUAAGACCGGCGCGCUGCACUCGCGCCUGGAUCUCUGAGCACCGCGUGCAGGCGCCAACCCAUG
This is a messenger RNA of Nannospalax galili (Upper Galilee mountains blind mole rat), 1347 nucleotides long. It is a transcript of the gene Foxl2, whose product is annotated as forkhead box L2. Gene Ontology annotation, molecular function: RNA polymerase II cis-regulatory region sequence-specific DNA binding; DNA-binding transcription factor activity, RNA polymerase II-specific. Lineage: Eukaryota; Metazoa; Chordata; Mammalia; Rodentia; Spalacidae. Gene Ontology annotation, biological process: cell differentiation; regulation of transcription by RNA polymerase II; anatomical structure morphogenesis. The record is from RefSeq and is a predicted model, not a curated record.